Molecule: messenger RNA, 2775 nt
Organism: Phytophthora infestans T30-4
Lineage: Eukaryota; Oomycota; Peronosporomycetes; Peronosporales; Peronosporaceae
Exons: 3
Coding region: 1-2775 (924 amino acids)
Biological process (GO): DNA replication; DNA replication initiation
Cellular component (GO): nuclear origin of replication recognition complex; DNA replication preinitiation complex; nuclear pre-replicative complex
Molecular function (GO): DNA replication origin binding
Source: RefSeq, a predicted model, not a curated record
AUGGAGACGGCGGCCUUCUCCACGGGCUAUCCGUUCCCGUGUCCUGCGGUCUCUAAAACCUCUUCUGAGCGUCAAUACAGAGCCGACACUGAGACAUACAGCGUGUGUCAAGAACUUGCGUAUCACUUUGCCUGUGAGAAGACACGUCGAGCCGUGCAAGAAUUAUUACGCAAAAGUAACGACACGAGCUAUAGCCAUGUACUUCGAUUCUUCGAGAAAUAUUGCACUCGCGACGAGGCAAUAGCAGAAGCCAAAGAGUCGACUACAAGAAGUGCAUCGCCAUCCGGUCGACGUCUACGCGACCCCAAUGCCUCCGUGAUCUUCCCAGAGCUCCACGCAUUUCCUACCGCUGCAGUGAUUGCCGGGACGGACGCAACGUCCAGUGAUCUAUGGAUUGAGCCUCUAACGCACAAACUACGACGGACCUUCCCUCUUUGUAUCAAAGUCCAACGAGAUGUAGCAACAGCUCGACGAUUCGUCGAGUGGCUCGCUGCAAGAUUGGCAAAAAUAAAGGCAACAAAACAACGAGAGGAGAAAUAUUUAGCGGGGUUAGUGGAAAAGUUCGAUUUAUUGCCAUUAGACCAACCUCCCGUCGCUGUAGGAAGUGUCGGUCAUCGGAUAACCAGACACCAACGUGCCAAGCCUCCGGGUGAUACAGAAGACACCCAGGACGAUGAGAAAGACAAGGACUACCACAGUGACGACAGCUUUCUCUCGAGUUCCGAGUCCGAAAAUAGUGACGAUGAUCUUGAUUUCGGUGAAAAGAAAGGGAAGAAAACUAGACGGAAGAAACACGUGUCAGUGGUGUAUAGUCGGUGGACGAUGACCAAGCUACUGACGACUAUACAGCGAGAUAUCGACGAGCUGUUGUCUCCGCACAACGGAGAUACCAGUCGCGAGUUACUCGCGAUGCUAGACGAGCUGGUUCUUGACAGACUUCAACAAGCCUUGACGCUGGUGAGGAUGUUUCACCCUAAAGACGACGAGAUGGUGAUGCAGAGUAUAGCGUGUCUUGACGAAGCCGUGACAUGGCUACAACACAAGAUCGUAGCGUGUCGAGACGUCGCUGUCAAGAUGCUCAACGUGGCACCGGCGACUAGCUCGGCGUCCGUCCAUAUUGGCAACUCUGAGAUGUCGCUGGCUAAAAUACUGCAACGAGUGUAUCUGCAGUAUACUGCGCUGUUGCGUGAAUGGCCCCUGGAUCGCGAAUCGAUCAACGAUCGCCGGGAAUCCGUCAAGAAAGAAAUGCUCAAACACGAGAGCUAUUACGUGCUAAAAAGCGACGAUACAGCGUCUUGUGCUCAGCCGUUUAUGGUGCUGUGCAUCGAGCAACUUGAGGCCUUUUCGCAACAAGUUUUUGGCGAUUUCCUGGAGAUUUGGACGCAUUUUACUCGAGAGAAUCGGCAGUUUAAAGCGACGAGCUGUACGCUCGGGUUUGUGCUUGGGGUAGCGUCCGCGACGUCCCCAGCACUGCGUCGUUUGGAUCUUACGGUUACGAACCGAUUAGAGUUACAGUUCUUCUCGCUUGUGGACUCCCGUAAGUGCUUUGACGACGUGUUAUAUCGCCAUCGUCGUCUCCCCAGUGUGCCACGUUUGCUGCUGGCGUUGCGUUUUCUAUUGUUCACGCACUUUCGACGUUGUCCUUGGAGUUUCCUGGCACUCGCUAUCGACGAUUUAGGGGAAUCUCCAAUUGUGGCUGCAGCGGAGAUGACGCCGUUACCGCAGCGUCUCUCCAUCUGGCUGAAGCGACAACGACGACGUUCAAUUCAUGCACAAGACAGAACAGAGGAGUCUUCUCUGAGCUCGUGGCUUGCGCUGUGCAGCGACUUGGAGCUAGCAGACUUGGCCUCACGAGUUACGGUAACGGAUACUGUAACCGAGGACUCGAAUUGGGUUACGGCAUUAGAGACUGCGCUAAUGAAGGAGCGACGACGACAAGCUCAAUGGAGAUUGGGGUGGGAGUGUUUCCGCUCGUCUUGUUCGUGGCUGGACGUACGCAUUGAUAGCAACGUGAACGACCUGGACAAGCAGGAAGACGUGGCAGUAACGCACUUGGCGUUAGCGCUUGAAGGGCGAUUGGGGAAAUCCCCACGCUUUACGGAAGUACUGCGACGCUUACAGACAUGCGAUUGGGUAGUUCUGAUAGGGAUGAUCCAGCAUUGGAAAGUCUCGUUCCGUGUGUUUGGCUCACUGGAAGACGACGCGAUGGAGACGACUCUAAACGAGUUGGCGACACUCUGUGCCUAUGCCAGAACCGAGAAGACAUCAGCGAAGAUGCUGUUAGCGUUACGGGAGGAGAUCGUUACGGUGUUUACCACGAGUCUCAUCUCUGUCUUGCUGCAUCCUCCUGCUUCAGCGUCGAUGUCUCGAGCUGAUAAACUCGUGGCCAGUUGGUCGACGUUGAAGGACGCGACUGUAUUGGACGAAAGGUUACGGUUCGAGUACCACGAUCAUCUCCGUAACGCAUUGCAGGACGCUGGUAUUGGCGAAAAUACCGCAGAGAACUCGUGGGUACACGAUGUAGGUCUGGCGUUCCUCUUCUAUCAGGAGAGCGCCAGUGCGAGUCUGAGUCUUGGAGAAUGGUUCGAGAGCUUCUCGUCCGAGCUGAAAGAGGAGACCAAUUCGAAGAAGAAGACGGCGGAUUUUAGAGACGACCCAGCGAUUAAAGCUCGCUUCGUCCGAGCCAUCUGUACGCUGCGUCAUUGGGGCUUUAUCAAGAGUGACGCACCUCGCGACUCGGAGCAGGAUUUCAUCGAGAAAUUGGUCUUUAUCUGA